This is a messenger RNA of Centruroides sculpturatus (bark scorpion), 1554 nucleotides long. Its product is annotated as glucose dehydrogenase [FAD, quinone]-like. Lineage: Eukaryota; Metazoa; Arthropoda; Arachnida; Scorpiones; Buthidae. Gene Ontology annotation, molecular function: oxidoreductase activity, acting on CH-OH group of donors; flavin adenine dinucleotide binding. Bases 1 to 1554 code for a protein of 517 amino acids. The record is from RefSeq and is a predicted model, not a curated record. The transcript is spliced from 10 exons.
AUGGUGCAAGGAGUGAAUUUACUAAAAACUAUCUUCCCCAUCCUUGCCAUGACGCUCCAAAUGUCUAACAGAGGAACGGAUUUAUUAAUGAAAAAAUUCGAUAAGGUGUAUGAUUAUAUAAUUGUUGGUGCGGGUUCGGCAGGAUGUGUUCUAGCUAAUCGUUUAUCUGAAGAUCCUACAGCUACAGUUUUACUAGUAGAAGCAGGAGGUCUUCCAGAUCUUCAGUCAGAAGUACCACUUAUGGCAUCCCAUUUACAAAAGGAAAAGAAUGAUUGGCAGUAUAAAAUAGAACCUCAAUCGCUUUCUUGUUUUGGAAUAAAGGACAGAAGAAUGCCUUGGCCAAGAGGAAAAGUAUUGGGGGGUAGUAGUGUAUUGAAUUAUAUGUUGUACGUACGAGGCAACAAAAGAGAUUUCAACAAUUGGGCCCACAAGAAAGGAUUGGUCGAUUGGAGCUGGGAAAAUGUCUAUCCUUAUUUCUUAAAAUCUGAAGGAAAUAAAGAUCCUAGAUUUUUAGCUAAUGGUUUUCAUAAUAGCGAGGGAGAACUCACUAUUGAAUCUCCUAAAUAUCAGACCACACUAGCUUACGACUUCGUAGAAGCAGGAAAGUAUUUAGGAUACCACAAUGUCGAUCAUAAUGGACCUAUUAUGUCAGGCUUUUCAAUUCCUCAAGGAACAAUUCGACGAGGUGCUAGAUGCAGUACAGGAAAAGCAUUUUUGUUACCAAUCAUCAAACGUCCCAAUGUUAAAAUCCUCCAUUCGGCAUUUGUCACCAAAAUUCUCUUCGAUGAAUUUAAACACGCUCGAGGGAUUCACUUUGACUAUUUUAAUCGCAGUCACAUUGUUUUGGCUAGAAGAGAAAUUAUCGUCUCUGCAGGCACCAUCAACUCUCCUCAAUUGUUGCUUCUAUCAGGAAUUGGUCCAAAGGAACAAUUAUCAAAAUUUGGCAUUCCAGUAAUCUCCAAUUUGCCUGUAGGAUAUAACCUACAGGAUCACGUGGGUGGAACGGGAAUACAUUUUACAAUUAAUGAACCUCUCACUGUCAGAGCUUCCAGAACUUUAACAUUGCCUAAUAUAAAGAGAUUUUUACUAGAAGGAAGUGGUCCUCUAACCAUUUUGGGAUCUGUGGAAGGUUUAGCUUUUGUUCACACAUCUUACGUCAACAAGACUGAUGAUUAUCCGGACAUAGAAAUUCAUUUUACUAGUAGUGGACCCAUUUCAGAUGAGGAACAUGGAACUAUUAGAAAAAUAACGGAUGUAACUGAUGAGGUGUGGGAUAAGGUAUAUAAACCCUAUGAAGGAUCCGAGAUGAUAACUAUGUUGCCUAUUCUGUUACGUCCUAAGAGUCGUGGGUAUGUAGCUCUUCGAUCUAAGAAUCCCUACGAGCAUCCUGUUAUAGAUCCUUUGUAUUUUCAUGAUCCUGUAGACUUGUAUCGAUUGGUAGAAGUUAAAAUUAAUACCACAAGCAUAAAAGUAGCGUUUAAAGAGGAAACUGAAAAGGCAGAAGAUUGGAUUGAAUUGGAGAGUAAGGAAUCUGUCAAGGAGGUAUUCCAUUGA